UACAACCAAAAUCCAAUAAUCAGAAGAAUGGACCCCAGCCAGUCUUUCUAUCAGCCUCCAGGGGCCUACAAUUCAUCUGAGAAAUCAGUGAUGUUCCAGUCAGCUGCAGCACCACCAACAUACCAGGACAAUCCUGCUGGAUAUCCUCCUUCCAUUCCAAGCCAGCCGGUCCCCCAGGGCCCCUACGUCCAGGGGCCGUAUCCAGGACAAACUGUGGUUGCUGUACAGCCUGCAGUUUUUGUGACUGCCGCUCCACUGGCCAAUCCAGCGCCAGAUUACCUGGGUUACUCCAUCUUUACCAUGCUGUGCUGCUGUUUUCCUCUGGGCAUUGCUGCGCUUGUCUACUCGUGCUCUACUCGAGAUGCCAACUACUCAGGACGGCGAGAAUUAGCAGAGAAGAACUCAAAAACGGCACGCACCCUGAAUCAUGUCGCUGUUGCUCUUGGCCUCAUUAUCAUUGUAGUGUAUAUUAUAUAUUACUUUGUGUUGAUUAACAAUAUGAAUCAGCGCGUGUCCCGCACCACAACAUCCAACGGGGAGGAGGGGUGGGCAGAUCUGGCAGUUCGGGGCGCCAUGGUGGAUCUGGCAGCUGUGGGCGCCAUGGCGGAUCUGGCAGUUCGGGGCACCAUGGCGGAGCAGGUGACUCGGGAGGUCAUGACGGAGCAGGGAGCUCGGGGAGCCAUGGCUGAGCAACUCGAGAUGCCAACUACUCAGGACGGCGAGAAUUAG
Molecule: messenger RNA, 729 nt
Organism: Sinocyclocheilus grahami
Lineage: Eukaryota; Metazoa; Chordata; Actinopteri; Cypriniformes; Cyprinidae
Product: proline-rich transmembrane protein 1-like
Exons: 4
Coding region: 28-729 (233 amino acids)
Cellular component (GO): membrane
Source: RefSeq, a predicted model, not a curated record